UGUUGGGGUGGCAAUAGAAGUUCCUUGCCUAGGUUCUCCCACGAUCUGAAAAUUCCCAGAAUCCAUACACUGAUGGAUAACCCUUGUUCUUCUGGGAACUCGGCAAUCGUCAUGGAGUAUCCAGAGGUAAUCUCUCUCUCUCUCUCUCGGCACUGCCCUUAACCCUUUUCUUCUUCUUCUUCUUUUGUUUUUUUAGAAUUGGCAUACACAGAAUGAAAAACUCACACUUAGUGGAGACUUGAAGGGAGAUUUCGAAACUAGGAACAGAGGAAAAGGGAUUAGGGAAACCCUAACUCUUCUUGGUGAAAUCGAAACAAUAGCUUGAAGAGUGAUUUUGACAAAAAGGCACAGGAGAAGAGUGCAAUUGCUAAGGAUGUUACUGAAUUGAUAGGUAAAACACCACUUGUGUACCUCAACAAGGUCGUGGAUGGCUGUGUUGCUCGUGUUGCUGCAAAGCUAGAGAUGAUGGAACCCUGCUCUAGUGUAAAAGAUAGGAUCGGAUAUAGUAUGAUACAAGAUGCUGAGGACAAGGGCCUCAUUAAGCCUGGUGAGAGCGUCCUCAUUGAGCCAACCAGCGGUAAUACUGGCAUUAGUUUGGCGUUUAUGGCAGCAGCUAAGGGUUACAAGCUAAUCAUUACCAUGCCUGCUUCUAUGAGUAUGGAAAGGAGAAUCAUUCUCCUAGCUUUUGGAGCUGAGUUGGUUCUUACGGAUCCCAGUAAGGGCAUGAAAGGGGCUGUUCAAAAGGCAGAAGAGAUAAAAGCAAAGACCCCAAACGCCUAUAUUCUUCAGCAAUUUGAAAACCCUGCCAACCCGAAGAUUCAUUAUGAAACCACUGGACCAGAGAUCUGGACAUGCUCCGGUGGCAAAGUUGAUGCCCUAGUUUGUGGGAUAGGUACUGGAGGAACAGUUACAGGUGCAGGAAGGUACCUAAAAGAGCAAAACCCUGACCUUAAGUUGUAUGGCGUAGAACCAGUUGAAAGUGCAGUUUUAUCUGAAGGAAAGCCUGGCCCUCAUAAAAUCCAAGGAAUUGGUGCUGGUUUCAUCCCUGGAGUAUUGGAUGCCAACUUACUUCAUGAAGUUGUUCAAAUAUCAAGUGAGGAAGCUGUUGAAACUGCUAAGCUUCUUGCAUUGAAAGAAGGUUUGCUGGUAGGGAUAUCAUCUGGUGCUGCUGCUGCUGCAGCAAUUAAGAUAGCUAAGAGGCCAGAAAAUGCUGGAAAACUGAUUGUUGUUGUGUUCCCCAGCUUCGGAGAGCGUUAUUUGUCAUCCGUGCUGUGUGAUUCCCUGAAAAAGGAAGCAGAGGGUAUGAUUUUUGAGCCAUGAAGAUAUUGCCAUACUUUCAAAAGGUGCUAAUGUCUCUCCAUUUCUGUUUGAGUCUGAAUGUAGAAUUACCGAGAUCGUGGUUUUCAGUUUAGAACGCAGGUUGGAGAUUGGACUUUUGCUUAAUAAGUUUUGCAACUAAUAGUAGUAGUUUAGCCAUGCUUAGGUUUGCCGAAAGGUUAUUUGUCUGGACUUCGAUACAACUUUUAUUCGGAAAUGUAAGUUUUGAUGCAGAAUCUGCUGUGUCAUGUGUGUUUGUGUUUUCAAAGGCAAAUCCAUGAAAUGAAGACUGCUUUCUUUACUUC
Molecule: messenger RNA, 1622 nt
Organism: Rhododendron vialii
Lineage: Eukaryota; Viridiplantae; Streptophyta; Magnoliopsida; Ericales; Ericaceae
Product: cysteine synthase-like
Exons: 13
Coding region: 463-1320 (285 amino acids)
Cellular component (GO): cytoplasm
Molecular function (GO): cysteine synthase activity
Source: RefSeq, a predicted model, not a curated record